Messenger RNA from Pyrus x bretschneideri (Chinese white pear), 1340 nucleotides. Its product is annotated as exopolygalacturonase clone GBGA483-like. The record is from RefSeq and is a predicted model, not a curated record. The coding region runs from base 32 to 1234 and encodes 400 amino acids. Gene Ontology annotation, molecular function: polygalacturonase activity. NCBI's taxonomy places the organism in Eukaryota, Viridiplantae, Streptophyta, Magnoliopsida, Rosales, Rosaceae. The transcript is spliced from 3 exons. Gene Ontology annotation, biological process: carbohydrate metabolic process.
CUAAAAAUUUGUAACACAGAAGAAGUCUGACAUGGGUUCGAAGUUUGUUCUUGGAGCUACAUUCUUUUUGUUCUUGGUAGCACUCUUCAUAAAAGCCAAAGCUGCAGAUAUUGAUAUCAAGAAGUUUGGAGCCAAGGCUGAUGCAAAGACAGAUGACAGCCAGGCUAUUAAUAGUGCUUGGAAAGAAGCCUGCACAUCUGCUACGCCAAGCACGGUUGUGAUAGCGAAGGGAAACUACAUGGUUGGUCCAGUGAAGUUUCAAGGACCCUGCAAAGCACCGGUUAGCCUUCGGGUUGAAGGAACCCUACAGGCUCCGGCAGAACCCGAAAAGCUCAAGUCACAAGAUGGAUGGGUUAUUUUCCAAAACAUUGAUGGGUUAUCAGUCUCAGGAGGUGGCACUUUUGAUGGCCAAGGUUCAAUUGCUUGGUCCAAAAAUGAUUGUGCCAAAACUGGCAAAUGCAACUCGCUUCCUAUUAGUUUAAGAUUAACUGGGCUUACCAAUGCACACAUUCAAGACAUAACAUCUACGAACAGCAAGUUGUUCCACAUGAAUAUCUUGAACUGCAAAAACGUGACUCUUCAACAUGUGACCAUCAGCGCCCCUGGCGAAAGCCUAAACACCGACGGAAUCCACAUUGGUAGGUCAACGAACAUCAACAUCACCGGCGCAGAAAUUCAAACUGGUGAUGAUUGUGUCUCCAUUGGUGAUGGAAGCCAGCAAAUUAACAUCGAGAAGGUGACGUGCGGGCCAGGCCACGGCAUUAGCAUUGGUAGCCUAGGCAGGUACCACGAUGAGCAACCUGUAAGAGGGGUCACAGUGAGAAAUUGCACCAUAAAAAACACUUCCAAUGGUGUUAGGGUUAAGACAUGGCCUGCUUCACCUAAUGGUGUGGCCUCGGAUUUGCAUUUCGAGGACAUAAUUAUGGAAAACGUGACUACUUCCCCGGUCCUUAUAGACCAAGAAUACUGCCCGAAUGGCCAAUGCCAAGCGAAAAUGCCGUCGCGGGUUAAAAUCAGCAAUGUGAGCUUCAAGAACAUUAGGGGCACCUCUGCUGAUCCUAUUGCUGUCAAGCUUGCUUGCAGCAAAGGCAUUCCAUGCCAGAAUGUGGAAAUUAGUGACAUUAAUUUGACAUGCAAUGGGAAAAAUGGCACCUGUACAUCGGUAUGUUCUAAUGUGAACCCUACUGUGACUGGCAAAGUUAUUCCACCUGCUUGUUCCGCAAAGACUUCUUAAUUUUGGAUCAGUUAAGGAGAGAUAAUUGCAUCUCAAAGAGAUGAUUGGGGAAAAAGAUAGUAGGAAUAAGAUGAAAUAAUCUGCAGGCGCCCCUUCAUUUGCUUAA